UCAAAAUUUAAAAAAGUGAAAGAGAGAGAGGUUUCCCUCUUUGAAAGAAGAAAGUGAUGGGAGUGAAGAGCUUAUGGGAAAUCUUAGAGUCUUGCAAGAUAAUCCUUCCGCUUCACCAUCUCCAAAACAAGAGAGUGUGUAUAGAUCUAUCAUGCUGGAUAGUUCAACUCCAAAAUGUAAACAAAUCUCAAAGAUGUGCAGUUCAGGAUAAGCUCUAUCUCAGGGGUCUCUUCCACCGCCUUAGAGCUCUCAUUGCUUUGAAUUGUACUCUUAUCUUUGUUGCUGAUGGAUCAAUUCCUGGUAUCAAACUAUCCACUUACAGGCAGCGCUUGAAUUCUGGACAUGAGGUUACUCAGGAUGAAACUAAUAUGCAAGAACCAGCAAGUUCACUUCCUAGAAAUAUGGGAUCGGAAUUCUCUCGUAUGAUUAAAGAAGCGAAAACCCUCGGUUUAUCCCUUGGGAUACCUUGCUUAGAUGGCUUGGAAGAAGCAGAAGCGCAGUGUGCAUUGUUGAACUCGGAAUCAUUAUGUGAUGGCUGUUUCACUUCAGAUUCCGAUGUUUUCCUAUUUGGUGCAAGGACUGUGUAUAGAGACAUUUGCCUAGGGGAAGGUGGUUAUGUUGUGUGCUAUGAAAUGGAUGAUAUAGAGAGGAAACUUGGAUUUGGAAGAAACUCUCUAAUUACUCUGGCUCUUCUUCUUGGAUGUGAUUACUCUCAGGGAGUUCGUGGUCUCGGUCCAGAGUCAGCAUGCCAGAUUGUUAAAUCAGUUGGGGACCAUAAUGUUCUUCAACGCAUUGCAAUAGAAGGAAUGUCUUUUGCAAAGAAAAUUAGAGCUCCAAAGAAACAGACGAAGUUACCGUCUCCUGAUUUAAAUGUUGAAGAGUUCGACAAAAAUUUAGAAAAAAGGAAUGAAUUUGUGCAAGUAAUCAAUGCAUAUAUGAAGCCCAAGUGCCACUCAGCAGAUUCAGAUUUAGUCUACAGGAUUCUUGCGGCACUGCCAAUUCAGCGUGAGAAACUUCAACGACUAUGUGCUCAGUUUUUUGGAUGGUCAUCAGAGAAAACUGAUGAGUAUAUCCUUCCAAAAAUUGCUGAAAGAGAUCUGCGAAGAUUUGCCAAUUUGCGUUUGACAUCAUCAGAAUUAGGAGUGAAUCUUCCUAUGUGUGAGAUACCAGUGAAGUGCCCUGUAUCUGAAAUCGUCAAAUCCAGAAAAGUGCAAGGAAAAGAAUGUUUUGAGGUGCGCUGGGAAAGGCUAGAUGGACUUGAAACCUCUAUAGUUCCAGCAGAUCUUGUAGAGAGUGCUUGUCCGGAAAGGAUUGCUGAGUUUGAGCAGAAGAGAGCCUUGGGGAAGAAACAGAAUCACCGGAAACCAAGAACAAAGAAAGCAGAAAGCAGAUCUACAGUAGCUGAAAUUAAUUUAAUGCUUCAAAAUUUGAUGCUUGACAUUGAAUCCGAAAGUAAUACUGCACUUAACGAUUCUGUUCCUUCAAGAUCAGUGAUUUCAGGGGAUUCCAUUUCUUCGAAAUCUGUGGUAUCGGGGGAUUUUGUUCCUUCAAAAUCAAUGAUAUCAGGGGAGAGAACAAGCGGAAUUGCGGUUCGUUUAGGGUCGAAAAGCAAUUUAAACAACAAUGCUGCCUCAUCUUCCUGUUAUGUUGGUGCAAGUCUUCCUAAGAAUGAGGUCAUUGAUCUUUUGAGCCCUUCUCCGGCUCCACCUUGCCGUAUGGUUUCGAGAUGUCAGCCAACCAAUGAUCAAUUUAUCGAUGUGAUAAAUUUGAGUGACUCAGAAACUGAAAUGUCACCUGAACAUGUGAAGAAAGGAACAGAACUAAGUUCGUUUCUAGCUAGCAUUAGAUAUGACAUUUCUUGAAUAGAAUAAAUAAAUUUAAUUAUAUAAUAUCAUUGUACUUUAA
Mercurialis annua (annual mercury) is the source of this 1905-nucleotide messenger RNA. RefSeq names its product single-strand DNA endonuclease 1. The transcript is spliced from 14 exons. Bases 57 to 1862 code for a protein of 601 amino acids. The record is from RefSeq and is a predicted model, not a curated record. Lineage: Eukaryota; Viridiplantae; Streptophyta; Magnoliopsida; Malpighiales; Euphorbiaceae. Gene Ontology annotation, molecular function: DNA binding; 5'-flap endonuclease activity.